Maylandia zebra (zebra mbuna) is the source of this 8046-nucleotide messenger RNA. It is a transcript of the gene lrch1, whose product is annotated as leucine-rich repeats and calponin homology (CH) domain containing 1. Gene Ontology annotation, cellular component: cytoplasm. NCBI's taxonomy places the organism in Eukaryota, Metazoa, Chordata, Actinopteri, Cichliformes, Cichlidae. The record is from RefSeq and is a predicted model, not a curated record. Gene Ontology annotation, molecular function: protein binding.
UUCAAUGGUAAGACCUUUACAUUUGUGUCUGAAAUAUUUAAUUUGAAAUUUAAAAAAUGAAUAUCCAAAUUAUACCCGAAACGGCUUCGUAUUUAUUAUUUCAUUCCACCGUAACAUUGGCCUGGUCGGUGUACAAUUUUGAAAUUUGUUCCCCGGAUGUCGCACCGUCCAACUGAGACGCUUGACGACACGCGCAGACCUCCAAGCAGACGCGGCGGCGACAAUCACGAACUCAGAACGCGCGGCACGGCCACGGACGUCUGUGAAGUCAGUGUCCCGCUGUUUACCUGAACGUAGCCAACCCCGCGCGCUCUCUCGGACAUAACCGAUACACGGACACGCGCAGCGGAGAGGCGGAAAAUUAUGGCGACGUUGGGACCGGAGUCGGCUCGCCCCCCUCUGGGUUCUUCUCCGUUAGUCCAGGCUCACAUCGGCAGCGCCAACCUGCCUCCCAACCGGGGCUUGGAGCGGGCGCUGGAGGAGGCGGCGGCCAGCGGCGUCCUCAACCUCAGCUGCCGAAAACUGAAGGAGUUUCCCCGGACAGCAGCCAACCACGACCUGUCGGACACGGUGGAAGCAGACCUGUCAAAAAACCGACUAACCGACGUCCCCUCAGAGGUAUGCCAUCUGGUUGCCUUGGAAACACUAAACUUGUACCACAACUGCAUCAGGUCCAUCCCAGACAGCAUCAUCAGCCUGCAGUCGCUCACCUCCUUAAACCUCAGUCGUAACCAGCUGGGCUCCCUGCCGGCCUGCCUGUGUGGUUUACCUCUGAGAGUCCUCAACGCCAGCAACAACAAGCUGGUCAGCCUGCCCGAGACCAUUGGACAACUGCAGAGGCUCAUGGAGCUGGACAUCAGCUGCAACGAGAUCACAGCUCUUCCUCGUCACAUCGGCAGACUCAAAGCUCUGCGCGAGCUAAACGUGCGCCGAAACCUUCUCUGUGUCCUGCCAGAAGACUUGGCUGAUCUUCCUCUGGUGAAGUUCGAUUUCUCCUGUAACAAAGUGUCCACCAUCCCAGUGUGUUACAGGAAGAUGAAACAGCUCCAGACUCUCCAGUUAGAAAACAAUCCACUGCAGAGUCCACCCGCACAGAUCUGUAUAAAGGGCAAAGUUCACAUAUUCAAGUAUCUGAGCAUUGAGGCGUGUCGCAGCGAGAAGAUGCCUGACUCUCUCUACCUGCCUGUCAUGGGGCGAAUCAACUUAUCAAGGCCCACCACUGGCAGUGUGGAAGACAUGGAGCAGCAGAAGAAGCAGGACAGUGACUCAGGAGUCGGCAGCGACAACGGAGACAAGAGACUGUCUGCUACUGAGCCGUCAGAUGAAGACAGUCUGAGCCUUAAUGUGCCAAUGAGUCACAUCACAGAGGAGGGAAUCGGCAAAGACGACUCGAGUGAACACAUCAGCUCUCUGACAGCAGACCCAAACUCUGACUCGGUGCAGCUGAUUGAGGAGAGCCCUACGGAAGCCCUGAGAGACCAGAACAGAGACUCUUCUCUCAGCACUCGCUUCAUCAACUACAUCAAGGGUAGGACGGCAGCAGACUUCGACGAGCCCCUCAGGAUAGAAGAAGACUCUCACUGGUCAACACAACAAACGUCAAAAGUCACAGGGGGCACAGAGCUCCACAUCGACAUGAUCAACCAGCUAAAAGAGGCUGUGGAACUGCUGCAGGACCCCAGCAGGGUGAACACAGAGGAAGAUUUGUCUGGAGUCCAGCUCUAUCCAGUGGAGAUGGUCACAGUGGACGAGUCACUCAACGGGCAGGACAGUGAUGACGGCGCCACAUCACCAAAGCAGCACAUGGAUGAAGGUGGCUGUGAGUUCCAGAAGAAGAGACAGAUGAUUCUAGAAAAGGCCAGGUUUGAAGCCCAGCUUGCGUGCCGGGAGUAUGAGUGGCAUAUGUCGAUCAAGCGAAAUGACAGAUCUCCAGUGAGCGGACCUCCAUCCUUCUCCAGCCCACCCUUUGGACUGAAACCUCGUUCGGCUCCACCCUCGCUGCCCUGCUCGCCCCCGCCUUCCUCUCUCGACCCCUCCCUCCUCCCACAGGCCUCGCCCCUCCAUAGAGAUACACCUCGUAGCCAUGACGACGGAGGCAAUCACAACCGGGUGUUCCUGCGGAGCCACAAGAGCCUGGAGUCUGUGGAUCCUCAGUUCACCAUGAGAAGAAAGAUGGAGCAGCUGCGGGAGGAACUGGAGCUCAUGGAGCAGCUGAGAGAUAGCAUCGAGAGCAGACUGAAGGUCGUCCUUCCUGAAGACCUUGGUUCGUCUCUGAUGGACGGCGUCGUGCUCUGCCAUCUGGCCAAUCACAUUCGCCCACGCUCUGUCGCCAGCAUCCACGUCCCCUCACCUGCAGUGCCCAAACUCAGCAUGGCCAAGUGUCGGAGGAAUGUGGAGAACUUUCUGGAUGCCUGUAGAAAAAUAGGCGUACCAGAGGACAAACUGUGUCUUCCUCACCACAUCCUGGAGGAGAAAGGCCUGGUCAAAGUGUCCAUCACGGUGCAGGCUCUGGUGGAUGAAGCCUCCCCCAGACACUCUGCCCUGACGUGAGCAGUAAAGAUGGGCGGAGCUUCAACCGACUGACACGUACCACAGACACUCACCCAGAUGAAAUCGCUCAUGUGAUUUCACACAACGCUAAAAAAAAGCCUCCGAUCCUUCAUGAGCUUAAGUAACAGAGUGGUUUUUUGUUUGUUUGUUUUUUAAAAUAGUAUUCAAGGAUAAAAAAUGGUGUUAAGGGAACUAAACCCAUCAGAAGUGUAUUAUCUACUAAUUCAUAAGAGGACAGUUUUUUUGGACAAUUAAGAUUUUACCAUCGUGCCAAGCCAAGGGUGUGCUAGGAAACUCAAAUUAUCUUUUUUGUUUGUUUGUUUGUUUGAUGUCAUCUUCUUACACUGGUUGGUACCAAACUUUUGAACCAUGAAGACCAAUGUGACAGAAAGUGAGAUUGGAUUUUGAGAGUAGAACCAGAAAAGUUUGGGGAAAAUAUCACAAAUAACGUGAGAGAAAAGGCUCAAAGUUUAGAAAGUGUCAUAAUAUAUUAUAAAAAAAAUAUAGAUUUAUUCUUUUGAAAUAAUAAUUUUAAUCUUAAAUCUGCAAUUUGGGGAGGAGGGGGUUUUAUAAUUCUUCCAUUCAAUUAUUUACCUCAAUUUUCUUUCUUUUUUAUACAACUUAAUUGGUAUAUUCUUUAAAAAAAAUGCAUCUGUGUUCUCAAAAUCAAUGUUUUCGUUCUCUGACUGUGGCUCUGGUAAUGUGUUGUUUUAAAUCCACGAUUGAACUCUAAAUUGCGAGUGGAUUGGCUGGAGCCAAAGCCUUUGUGGCGUACUGCAGUUGCACCAACUUCACCAGGUUAUAUCAUGGUGUCUAUGCACAUGUUAACAAAUGAUUUUUAUUAAAUUAUCAGUUAUGUUUCUACAGAUUUUUUUUUUUCCUACUGAGGUUUCUGGUGAAGUGUUUUUGGACUGUGUGAGUAAUUAGUGUGUUGCUCUCACUACCCUGAAAAGAAUAAAACCAAAAUACUUUAGUCUUAAUGUAGAGGGAGUCGGCUUUUACCUGCAGUUUGUAUUUAAACACGAAACUAUUUAUAAUAUAAAGAGAUGCAGAGAAAAUCCGCUUGAGUUGUUAUAUACAGUCAAAAAGAAAGAAGGCCAAAAUAUUUUUCUCUAAUAUAUUUUAGGUAUAACUUUAUGUGUUUUAUACAUUUUUAGUAGUAUGACUUUGUGUGGAGCUGUCUGCUCGUCCAUGAGGCAGGUCUGAGUGUGCGUUAGUCUGGGGACACUAAUCUGUGUUUCUCAAGCUUCUGAUGGAUUCCAGGUGAUUAUUUUCUUACCCUCUAUCCUUUUACGCGUGUUGGUAGUCAGUGCUCACAUAAGGAACCUGGAAACGUUUUCAGACUUGGUCCGUGAAGCUCCUAUUGUGGUAUUUGUCAUGAGAUGCAGUUUGCUAAUGUGCCAAAACAUGUGGUGGUAGUGGAACAAAUGAACAAACAAAAGCAAAAACCAGUCAGUGUUUCAAGGGAACAUUAUGCAUCACUGUGGUCAUGGAUGGAUUACUGAACAGGCCUACAGUUACAGGGACCCACGGUCAGGGUGGCCCAGCUCAGAGCCCCAAUUUGAAGGGAUCAGCUAAUUUCAUCUGGAACAUUAAAAAGAAAAAGAAAACACAGACCCAGGGUGACUACAAAGAGAUAAAAAUCAGUGACAAAAGGUCACAAAACAACCCACCAAAAAAUGGUAAUAACAGUGACUCACCAUAACUACAAAGAGACAAAAAAUGAAUGCAAAGAAACAAAACCAAAAGUACCCACAAAAAGAUAAAAAAACUGACUCCUCAUAACUACAGAGAGACAUGACUACAGCCAGACAAAACAAAAACUACCCGCAAAGAGACACAACACACUCAACAUGACUACAAAGAGACACACAAUAACUAAGAAUCUGCAUCUGUAGAGACAGAUAAUAAAAAACAACAGAUGGUCACACCACAACAACAAAGAGACAGAAACUAACCACAAACAAACAAACAAGCUUUAUUUGUUACAUACACAAUCAUACAGAGUACGACAUGCAGUGAAAUGUUUUGUGUCCGAGCUACGAACAGGCUGCAGACGUAGCCACGCCAUUCCAGGGCUUUGUUUUUUAGCAUGGGCGGUCUAGCCAGGACCCUUACUGUAUACACAACAAGUGACUACAAAGAAACUGCAAAAAACACCACAGAGAAACAUUGCACUAAUACACACAAAACGACUUCAAGAGACGACAAAUAGACAACAUCCAUGAGGACAAACAGACUGACCAAAAAAACAAACCCAUUAUACUGUAAUAGACUAGAGGCUCUGGAUGAUGUCAUUCUCCACUGUAGAAAGGGUCUGCGCCCGGGGGCCUGUUGUUGAGUAAUAUGUCUAUGUCUGAGCUUCAGGCCUCGUAGACCACCUGAAACUGUAUGUGACUUUUAUAUUUCAGGUGUGUGUGAAGACGAGAUUUUCAUGUAGCCAUCGCCCUAGCUCAGACAGUCUCAGCUAGUUAAGACUCUACCAUUUUUUUAAACUCUUAAAACACUAUGUUAAAAAAAACAUCCCUAGGUUUAAAAACUUGAGUCUAAUGAGGUUUUUGCUGCUUAGCAGUCAAUAUGAAGAUGUUAAAAUGAAACGCUCCUCUGCUGAACAGUUGAGCACAUGAGGGGCUCGUGAGUGAACUGGUUCUACCCUCUGAGGUUUAGGCCAGAGCUGUUGGUGUGUGAGAUCAGAGACUGUGUGACUCAGGGUAGGUUUGGGUUUACUACACUGUUGGCCCUUCAUUCCACAGCCUGCUACGUCAACAGUAUCAGUGUGUGUGUGUGUGUGUGUGUGUGUGUGUGUGUGUGUGUGUGUGUGUGUGUGUGUGUGUGUGUGUGUGUGUGUGUGGGUGGUCAUGGGUGUGUGUGAAAUCAAGGCAGUUGCUGGUUGGUCUUUUGAAACAUGUGGUUGUGCAGACCUGGCUCAGACUGAGAUUUUAAAGGGGUAGUAGGAAGUAUUAUUUUGAAUAACAUUAUUAUGGACUUUGAUCAGCCUCUGCUGUGUGAUUGCAUUGAUACACAACAGUUAUGUUGUACUGUUUGGCAGAUUUACUUGUCAGACAAGUGCUGGACUUGUUUCUGAAACUAAGGUUUAUGCUAUACAGCAAGUUUAACAAAGCUACUUUUUCUUUGCAUUAGCUGGCUCGGCAAAACCUGAAACCACAGUCAUCACAUAUCACAACACUGUUAUCAGCGUCCUGGGUUAACACAGGCGUUCUGCUUCAGGCUCCGGGUGUGCUAGCAUAAAAGUGACUGUGGGACGCCUGAUUUGACUGUUUUUAUUCACAAAAUAAACCAACCAUGUACUGCCUACUGCAGUCUUAUCCAGGAAUGUACAGGAUAUAAAAUAAAUGACCAGUUAGUUAUAUGUUUAGCAUAAGUUACCAUGGUCAUUAGACCAGAUUUUUAAAAAGGGCUGCACUUGAGACAUUCGCUAACCCAAAUCUUCUUACUGCCCCUUUAAAACAAGCAUUACAUUAUGUUUUCCUCCUAAAUGCCAGAAUGUCACCACAUGAAACAGCAACAUUCAACAACAUUGUAUGAAUGGGGGAUUACAUUUUUGGGUUUGUUUUUUUUUUUUUUUAAUUGUUUGUUGUUGUUUUUUCCUGUGCAGCUUGGAAUCCAAAGCUUGAGCUACUUAAAUAUUCAGCAGUAAUUAGAAAGAACUCCAUAAUAAAUAGAUAAAUGCUUCCACUGGAUAGAUUUGACAGUUGCCAAAACAAACCUUUUUCUCUCCUGUGAUAAAACAUAAAGGAUUUAAUGUAAAUGUGCUGUAUGCCUGUGUACAUAUUAUUUAUCACAAGGAUUUUUUGUAUUGUUGAAUUUGUUUGUUCAUGUACUGUAUAUUUCACCAUGAAACACUCACAUUAGCAAAUAAAAAGCUCAAUGUUUUUUUUUAACCUAGAGAUUAAGUUUGUUUAAACAAAAACAGACCAUAAUUCUUCCAUCAAUAAAUCCAUUUUUCUGCCACUUAUCUGUGCCACAGGGGCAGCGGUCUAAGAGGACCGAUCCUAUCUUCUCUGCUACCAGCUGCUAUCUUAUCCAGAGGGAGACCGAGGGGUUCCCAGGCCAGUCAAAAGACACGAUCUCUUAUUUUAGUCCGAUGUCCUAAUCAUCUCAGCUGGUUUACAUAGACUGCGGGGGAAAAUUACUCAGAUUGACGAUUUCUGAUUGACGGAGUUAUGUGUUUAAGGGAGAGCUCAGACAUCCAUCAGAGGAACCUCAUUUCUGCUGCUUGUAUCAAUGAUGUUGUUCCUUCAGUUGCUGCCCUGAGUUCGUGAACAGGGUAAGAAUGUACUCAUUCAUCCCUACAAUGAGCUUUAGCAACUGUGGAUCAGGAUGCCAGUUCCCCUACUGCUCACUUUCAACCAGCCCACAAAGUACUGAAUGGGGUGCCACCCCCUACUGGGAGUGCCAUCACUACUGGGGCCCCUACUGCGGCUACUGCCCCUGAACCCCUCUCUCUGAGUUAACUGGUCUGAUGGCUUCUUCUACGUAGGGGUGUUUUAAAUCAUUCUUAGCCUGUCCCCCUCACCCUACCAUUGCUCCUGGGAUCAUGCAGGCAUGCAUACCCCUCCACUCCAUAAUAAGUUGUUGAUUCAUGCAGGGAAACAUACUUAUUACAUUCUUAAUAACAAUGUAAUAAAUAUUAAAUAUAACACAGUACAGUGAGAAAACUACCACUAUGAGGAUUAGCAUGUCGGCUUUAGCUGUGACAUAAGUAACAGAGCCAGAUGAUUCCAGCGUGCUUAUUUUGAAUCUCUAUCUGCAUUUCUUCACAUAAUCAUGCCAUUUUCCACAGAUCUGUGCACAUCAUGUCACAGCGUUUUGGGAAAAAGCAAUAAAACCAAACUGGCUGCUUCCCCAACAGAAUCUGCACUUUAAACUUGUAUUUAUAUCUUUGUUUUGGCAACUGAGCAAAUCUGAAGUCACCUUUGAAAAUGAGAUGGAGAGUUAAAGGGCCAGUGUGGGGGGUUUACUGGGAGCUAUAAGUAGAAAUGUAAUAUUUACUUGUGUUAUUAUAGGUCACCAUCAAGUGUGAGAUCAGAAGGAACAAACCAAACACUGUCUCUUAAGAGGGCUAAAGAGUGGCGAUGCCACUAAAUCCUACACACUGAUCCUUUAAGGUUCCAAACGUGACGCUGUUGUAAAAUAUGUAAAUGUGUGCCUGCUGAACCUAAAGCAGUGUGUGUUUUUGUUUUAAGGUUUCAUCUUUUGUACAAAUCUAUUGUCCAGAAACAGCCUGUACUCACAUUUUUGUACUUUGACUGGGAGCACAUUUAUUUUUUAUGUGACUUAUUUUCAGGUUUGUUGAAAUUUGGAUGUAACAUACCCUUUUGUAACGCUUUGUGAACCUUUGUGUAAGUUUUUGUUGUACAGCAACUCAAAUCUACAUGCAUGAAUAGUCCCUGUAACAUCGCCUUAACUGCUGUGAAUACUGUAUAUACUGUACUGUAUUUCACUUUAUCAGUAAAGACCUCACCUGAAACAAAA